Molecule: messenger RNA, 4444 nt
Organism: Vespa velutina
Lineage: Eukaryota; Metazoa; Arthropoda; Insecta; Hymenoptera; Vespidae
Exons: 4
Coding region: 317-2971 (884 amino acids)
Source: RefSeq, a predicted model, not a curated record
UUGAAAUUAAGUUUAAGCGUGGCAGACGACAGAGUUAAGGAAAUCCGGUUGAAGUUGUUCACUUGAUCUGCUGGCACUUUAGUGACAUUUCGCGUAUCUAAUGCGCGACAUUUGUUUAUUACGUUCGUUUCAGUUUUUUUGUUUGUGUAUAAUAAUGUUUACCAUAGCGAAUAAUAAAUGAGUUCGUUCACCUUAUAUGUGAGAUAGAUCCAUAUUUCUGUAGACUUAAAUAAGGCGGUUAUGAGGCUUCCGUAUCAAAAACUGCCCAUUGUACGAUAUUUUUCCAUUAUUUUUACUUUAAUUUAUAAAAACCGUUAUGGCAGAGAAGUGUAAGGAAUGCGGCUGUGAAUGCACAAAAUGCACGGAGAAAGAUCUUCAACAAUGUGACAUGCACUUGCACGUAGAGAUAGAAAAUUUACGUCAGCGCCUAUUAGAAAGAGAUAAUCAUAUUAUAACAAUGGAGACGCAAUUUUUAAACGAGGCAGAAAAAUUUCCAAACGGAGAAUUGGCCUCGAUAAAGGAAGAAAUUCUUAUCUGGCAAGAAAAAUAUCAAAGGUUAUAUGAGGCGCAUAAAAGAGUUCAGAAAGUCAAUCAAAAUCUUGAAGAUAAAUUACUUAGAAUAGUGGAUAAGUGUGAGAGCGAGAAGGGUACAUUCACAAAAGAUAUAGCGACGUUAUCUCAUCGUUUGGCCGAUGCAAAUUAUACUAUACAUCGUUUGACCCAAGAUAAUGAAAGGUAUAGAAAUGAUGUGAAUUUGGCCAUUCAAUUACUUCAAUGUAAGCCUUCCAAUUUUGUUGGACAAAAAUAUGAUUCGUUGCCCACCGAAGUGCAAGCCAAAGUUCGAACAUAUAUUGCACAUAAAAGAUGUUCGAAAGAUUCAUCACCGCCCAAUAUGAAAAGCAUAAUAGUACCUAUAUCAACAUUUCCUCCUACUGCAAUGGUUUACAAUGUAUCUAAGCAAGGAGUUGAAAAACAUAGCGAUGAAGAUGACGUAGAAGAAUCUAAACCCCCUGUUGACAUUGUGUCAGCUGCUAUUAUGGCUAAAGUAUUGGAGGAUAGAGAAAAGGAAAGAAUUUUUGCUAAACACUGUGAUACUUGCACAUGUCAUAAAAGUAUUUUAUUGGUUGAUGCUGAAUGCCAAACGGUAAAUAAUUCUGAUGGUUGUAACGAAUGCACAUUUAGACAUGUACAAAUUGAAGAAAAGCAUUCGGAAUAUAUAAACAAAAUUAAUAAAUCAUUACAAUCUAGAAGUAAUCAAAAUUCUAAUGCAAAUUCGAUCUUUCAAAAACAUAGCCAAGAUGCUAUUGACAAUGGAAACAUCCAUUUUCAUAAUAACAGUGAUUGUACAAAGUAUUCUAAUUCCAUGCAGUAUUUAUAUAACGUUAAAGAUAAUAAACUUGCCAUCAAGAGUAAUAAAAGUUUAGCAGAUUUAAGGGAUGAUAAUAAAAAGGAUUCAAUGAGACAAGACAAUAUGGAAAUCCAUACACAGGUUGAUGUAAUAAAUAAUGACAAACAAACAUCUUUAAGAAGCAAUAGAAACGCUAAUAUGUCUUCUAAUAUAAUAGCAAAUAUACCUACUCUUUCAACUACAUCUGUUACCUUUAAUAACAUUACACCAACUAAUACUGCUAUUAACAUUAAUGGGGAUAAAUCAAAACAAACGCGUACAAAUAGAAAAUCUGAUUUUCUAAUAGACGCAAAAUCUAAUACAAGCAAUUGGAUUAAAUAUGAGAAAGAAACAUCUUCCUGUUCUUAUACUAUACCCGGUAACGCUGCAAAAUAUUUUAGCAAUAAAGAACAGACACAAAUAGACAUUAUUAAUGAUAGAUUAUGGAAAAAUGAAUGGAUAAAAACAAAAUUAGACACUAAUACAAAAGAUAAAAAUAAUGAUAAUAUUACUAAUGAUCCUGGAAUAGAUAUUAUUAAUAGUAGAGAUUGGAAAAAUAAUAGAAUUUGGACAGAGCCUCAAAAUCCUACCCAUUUAACUUUGAUUGAAGUAAAAAAUAUAGAUAACGUAAUGGCACACAAUGAUUGUAGACAAGUCGAAAUAGCUACUAGUCCAAGUUUUAGUAGCGACAGUGUUAUCAUUUCAACUUCCGAUCCACCUAGUAGUUCUAGCGAUAUUCUACAAUCUUCUAUUGGUGUACAAUCAAUUAAUUCUGUGAAUAAUCAAAAAUCUAAUUCCCAUAAUCGUACAUUAGGUUCAAGAUCCUGUCUUGUACGAUUAACACAUGGAUCAAAGAACGUUCUAAUAGAUAACGAUGGACAUUGUAAAGCUACCUUAUUUACAAAUACGAAUAAUAAACCAAAUGCAGCUUUAGUACAUACAAAAAAAGCAAUUACAAUUGGAUCAGAGAGAUCACCUCCUGUUACUAGUAAAAAACAUUCAGUUCUAUUACAAGAUAGUAAUCAAUUACAGAGAGUAGCGGAAUGGGUUCAAUCAUCUGUUUGCAUAGAAAAUUCUGUACAAAAUAAUUUAAAUGGAUUAAAAAUUAGUGAUAAUAGCGUUAACAAAGAGGAAAACUGUUUGUUCACCUAUACGAAUGAAAAGUCUUCUAAUCAUAAAUCUUUUCAACUCCAUAACAAACAAUGCCAUGAUAUAAAUGAAAAAGAAGAAUUAAAUAAGGAAAUAGAUAGUAAUAAAGAAAUAGAUUCUUUAUUCCCUGGAACAAAUGUUAAUAGUAUUAUGGUGGAUGAUAAGGACAAAGAUUUAAUUACGUUUGAUAUACCUAAUGAAGAUGAAAAGACACGUACAUCCAUAAAUGAUAAAAAUUCUAUUGAUAAUAGUUAUGAAGUUAAGAUUACCAGAGAAAUGGAAGAAACGUAUUUAAAGUUGGCAGCAAGUUUAGAUCCAGUCACGCUUAGUUUAUCCGAUGCAAAUAACAGUGACAUUACGAUUGAAAAAUAUAGGAAAAAUUAUAAAAGGCUUCACGCCCAAAGAUCUCACGAUAAAGUAGGAUCUAUGACUUAAGCAUUUUGGCUGUUUUGAAAGAUUGCUACUUUUGCAGGAAGUUCCUUUUAAUGAUAUCAGAGUCUUAUUUUUUGUAAACAUGAUAAACUAAGGCUGUACCAAGUUGAGUCAUUUAGAAUGAAAGUUCUGCAUGUACAUGUCAAUGCAAAUGAUUAAAUAAUUUUUUGAUUUAAGUAGAUAAUAUAGAUUCUUAUUGCAUAUUUAAAAUCUGAGGAUGGAUACCUGAAGAGAGUGUCUUUGUAUUAACUUCGGCCUAUAGCAUUUACUUUUAAUAUUAAAUGAGAAUAGUAUUGGAAAUUAGAUACAAAGACUUUAUAGGAUUAUAAAUUACUAAAAUAAUUUUUACAAUAUCAGCUGAUAAUUGUUAUUCCCUAUAUUGAUAUUAUAAUAAUUUAAUAAUAAUUUAACAAAAUUAAUUCUGAUCUCUUAUUAAUUACUCAUAAACUAAUUUGGCAUAAAAGUAAAUAUUAAAGAAAAAAAAAAAACAAAAAAAAAAAACAAAAAACAAAAAAAGGAAGAAAAUAAGUAAAUAAAAAAAAAAAAAAAAAACAAAAAAAAAAAAAGAAGAAAAGAAAAAGAAAAAAACGGAAAAGUAUCUUUAACAAAAUAAAAAAUUACAAAUUGUUGUAUUGGUGGUACAAUACUACUAAUAUAAGAAUUUCAAAUAUAAAAAGAUUAUUCUAUAUUAUCAGGCAAAGCGAUUAAAAGAAAAAUUACUAACUCACAAACAUAAAGACGCUGCUAAAAGCUAAUCAGUAAAGCUACUACCAAUAAUGAGUAUAAAUGAUGGAUUGUAAAUGUCGAACAGAUGGUAAUUAUCCUUGCACAAAGUAUCUGUUAUUAUCCAGCAAUCAAGAUUAUUGUAAUUAUUAAAUAGUAAUCAAUAAUUGCUAAAUCUAUAUGUUAGCUAAUCUUAUAAUUCUUUUUUUUUUUUCUUUGAUGCUGCACUACAAUCAUUGGGAGGCACAAUAGUAAGCAGGUCAGUAGAAUCUACGGGACCUUGGGCUGAUAGCCCCCCAAACUACCAACCCCCCACUUAUUCAAACCCCACUCCCACACCUACUAAAGACAAUUCUUACAGUAAAUAAUAUAUUUUCCGUUGAAUGUGUGUGUAUGUACGUGUGUCUGUUUGUGUGGAGAAACGACAAUAUUAAUAUUAACUUAACCGUGUUCGAAUGAUAUAUUUCAAUUAAAAUUCGACAAAAUCAAGAUAUAUAUAUAUAUAUAUAUAUAUAUAUAUAUAUAUAUAUGUAUAUAUAUAUGUAUAACAUUAAGAUGUUUGCGAAAUACCCAAAGGAUUUCUUAAUAUAAUUAUUAUGGUUUCAUACCAAAAUUGUUCGUACAUACCUAAUACCACUGAAAUAAUAAUUAAGUUUACGAAUGCUCAUAUUACCAAAGGUGAACUACACUUGUUACAAAGUUACUGUAAUAAGUCUGCUUGAAUAAAUGUGGGACAAUAGCUCUGUAUUUAAA